Messenger RNA from Mercurialis annua (annual mercury), 1130 nucleotides. RefSeq names its product oxoglutarate-dependent flavonoid 7-O-demethylase 1-like. The transcript has 4 exons. Bases 399 to 1079 code for a protein of 226 amino acids. The record is from RefSeq and is a predicted model, not a curated record. NCBI's taxonomy places the organism in Eukaryota, Viridiplantae, Streptophyta, Magnoliopsida, Malpighiales, Euphorbiaceae.
UUUCGGAAUCAAGAAUCUUUCAAAUGGCUAUGGUGCCAAAGAACCUCGCAUGGUCUCUCAAAGUUCCAAGCGUACAAGAGCUUGCAAGACAAAAGCUUGAGAUUGUUCCGGUGAGGUAUGUGAGAGAUGAUCUCAUCGUCAAUACUCCUUCUGAUCUGUCACUUUCUGUACCGUUGAUUGAUAUGACCAACUUGGUCAACCCUCGGCCUAGCCGUGAUGAGCUUCACAAGCUUCAUUCUGCAUGCAAACACUGGGGCGUGUUUCAGUUGAUAAACCAUGGAGUUUCGAUUGAAUUGUUAAGCAACAUGAAGAAGCAAGUUCGAGAAUUUUUUGAUCUUCCCUUGCAAGACAAAGAACAAUGGGGACAGAAACCAUGAAGUAAUGAAGGCUAUGGUCAUAUGUUUAUAAUGUCAGAAGAACAAAAGCUUGAAUGGAAUGACAUUUUAUUCCUUAAAGGUCUUCCUUUUCAAAGUACCAAAAUGAACGCUUGGCCUCAUAACCCUAAUAAAUUUAGGGAAACAGUGAUGAAAUAUAUAGAAGGCAUGAGAGAAGUUGCAAUUUCUAUAGUGAAGUAUAUAAGCAUGGUGCUUGGGAUAGAAGAUUCAGGAUUGUGUGAGGCUUAUAAAGAAGGGAAUUAUGACAUAAGGAUGAAUUUGUAUCCACCUUGCCCUCAGCCUGAGAGAGUGAUUGGCCUCAAUCAACAUAUUGAUGUUCAUGGGAUUACUCUGUUGCUUGAUUGUGCUCAUUCUCCAGCAUUACAGGUUCUCAAGGAGGGUAAUUGGGUCUUUGUUCAGCCUAUCGAACAUGCCCUUGUUGUCGACCUUGGUGGCAUUAUUGAGAUAAUGAGCAAUGGGAUAUACAAAUCACCAAUUCACAAAGCAGUGGUAAACAAAUCGGAGGAGAGAAUUUCAAUUGUGACUUUAUGCAAUCCGAAUCCAUCAUUUACAAUCGGUCCUGCUGAACGACUCAUCAACUCCGGAAUGCCAGCUAUGUACAAGACAGUCACAUUGGAUGAAUACUUUCAAUGCUUUUACAAUUCAAAACCUGGAACCCUGUUCAUGGAUAAUCUUAAAUUAUAAUUCCAAUUAUUACUAUAAAAUGGUGCAAUAAAUUCCUACAGAAGGAAUAGA